UAUUUGAAAUUCAUAAUAAAGGAAAUGAAAAAAAAUUCUAUUCCAAAUUGCAAAGGACUUAAUAUUUUAUUAGUGUGAGUUAUUUAAUGAGUUAAACCAAUAUUAACAUCUUUAUAAUAGUAUAAUUAUAUUUAUGCUGUGUUUGUUUUGCUACGACUUUAAUGCUUUUCACCAGCAGGAUGUUUUCUAUACAUAGCCAUGGCACUUUUGCUGUAAUGUUUAAAAGGCUAACUAAGUAUAGAGCAGACUGAAGGGGGGGCUAUGUUUUCUCAUGUGCUUUUGUUAAAUUUAUUUGCCUAGUGUUAGAUUUUGUCAAUAGCAAAAACUGAAGCAAAUAAAAAUGCAUAGAGAUAUUUAUCAGAAAAAAAGGUAGAAUAAAUUCUCUCAAUUCUCAGCUGUGUACAGUAUAGUGGCCAGCAGAUAAUUAUAUUAUUACAAGGCACAGUGGGAAGUACAUCAGGAAAAAUAUGAGACGUACUGAGUCAUAAUGUAAUUUUUUUUUUAAUCCUGCUUGCUUAUGUUCUCUUGUAGUUCGAGAUCGGGUCCGGACAAAAAUGGAGCGCGAUAUUCUAGUAGAAGUUAAUCAUCCUUUUAUUGUCAAGUUACAUUAUGCUUUUCAAACAGAAGGGAAGCUGUAUCUUAUUUUGGAUUUUCUCAGGGGAGGAGACUUGUUUACACGUUUAUCCAAAGAGGUGAUGUUCACAGAAGACGAUGUUAAAUUUUAUCUGGCAGAAUUAGCACUUGCUUUAGACCAUCUACAUAGUCUUGGAAUAAUAUACCGGGACCUAAAACCAGAAAACAUCCUGCUUGAUGAGGAAGGACAUAUCAAAUUGACAGAUUUUGGCUUAAGUAAGGAGUCAAUUGAUCAUGAAAAAAAAGCCUACUCGUUCUGUGGAACAGUGGAAUAUAUGGCACCAGAAGUUGUGAACAGACGAGGCCAUACACAGAGUGCAGACUGGUGGUCUUUUGGUGUUUUAAUGUUUGAAAUGCUCACUGGUACUCUACCUUUCCAAGGGAAAGACAGAAAAGAAACCAUGACUAUGAUUCUCAAGGCCAAACUUGGAAUGCCCCAGUUCUUGAGUCUUGAAGCACAGAGUCUCCUGCGAAUGCUCUUCAAAAGAAACCCAGCAAACAGAUUAGGAGCAGGUCCAGAUGGAGUAGAAGAAAUUAAGAGGCAUGCAUUCUUUUCCAAAAUAGAUUGGAAUAAAUUGUACCGGAGAGAAAUCCAUCCUCCUUUUAAACCUGCAACUGGCAGACCUGAAGAUACAUUUUAUUUUGACCCUGAGUUUACAGCAAAAACUCCAAAAGAUUCGCCUGGUAUUCCACCCAGUGCUAAUGCACAUCAACUUUUUCGGGGAUUUAGUUUUGUAGCUAUUGCAUCAGAUGAUGAAAGCCAAGCAAUGCAGACAGUUGGAGUGCAUUCAAUUGUCCAGCAGUUGCACAGGAACAGCAUUCAGUUUACUGAUGGAUAUGAAGUAAAGGAAGAUAUUGGAGUUGGCUCUUACUCUGUCUGCAAGAGAUGUGUUCAUAAAGCUUCAAACAUGGAAUAUGCUGUGAAGAUUAUUGACAAGAGUAAAAGAGAUCCAACAGAAGAGAUUGAAAUCCUGCUGCGCUAUGGACAGCAUCCAAAUAUUAUUACCCUGAAAGAUGUAAGUAGUGUUUUAAAGACAUCCUUUAGUGUAUUAUAAUUGUGAAUCACUUUCUAAUUUGAGAGAUGACAAGCUAUAUGUUUUAGAUUUAUGUUCAUGUCUUUCAGUCUUUAAAAAUAAAACAAUGUCCCAAUGCAAUUUAUUCAGUAAUAUCUAGUUUUUUACUGGGAUGUGUGUGUUUCCUUUAAAGUUGCUUAUAUUGUGGUACCAGUGUUAAUCUAAGGAAUCAAAUAAUUCAUCCUUCAUAAAUCCUAGCACAAGAAUAAUUUAUUUAAUGUUGGCUGUAUUUUUAGAGAAACAAGGAAGUUUUUUAUUGCUUAGUCAACUUUGAAUCUGAUUUUGCCUACAUUAUUCAAAAGCAAUUUUAAUGCACAUUAUUAUAUAACAAAGAACUCACUGUUAGCACAGUACCCAAGUAAAUUUCAUGGACAGUAACAAGUAUUACUCAGUAGUAGACAAAAUCUUUCCAUGUCCAUGGUUCUCACUCUUUUUUACCCAGUAUCUUUAUCUGGCCUCUGUAUGAACACUA
Molecule: messenger RNA, 2178 nt
Organism: Sturnus vulgaris (Common starling)
Lineage: Eukaryota; Metazoa; Chordata; Aves; Passeriformes; Sturnidae
Source: RefSeq, a predicted model, not a curated record